Molecule: messenger RNA, 4338 nt
Organism: Caenorhabditis auriculariae
Lineage: Eukaryota; Metazoa; Nematoda; Chromadorea; Rhabditida; Rhabditidae
Source: the annotation of a GenBank genome assembly
AUGUUAUCAAGGUGUUUGCUUCUUUUCUUAAUACUUGAACGGACCUUCGAAAAAGGAAACUUGAGGUCUUUUUUGGAAACGAUUCUCAAGUGCAGUCCUAAACGGGUUCAGACAAGAUCAGAAGGACGAGGAAUCAUGGGGAUUUGACUGCGGUCAGAUCGAAUUUCGGGACAAACAAGGCCGAAUCCAAUAAUAUAGAGUCGAUGGAUUUUCCGGUGUCCAGUUACAUGUCGGAGCCCCGCCUCACCGGUCGAUCCGUUAUAUUCGUUCUGGAUACAGCUACUUAUAGAAUCGGAACGUCGUUCUGUACGUUUUUCAUAUUUUUAAAUUUUUCCGUAAUUUAGUUCUACACCUUGAUAUGUGAAGAAAGAGGUUCUGCAAAUUUUUUCUGGAAUAUAUGAAUGAGUUUUUUUUUCUGAUUUGAAUUAAUUGGAAAAUGAUGAUUCGAAGCAUUUUCCAGGAAAGUUUAAAAUUCGCUCAUUCCUAAUUCCUUCUAAAAUAAAAAAAGUUUUUUAUCGCUGUUCAGAAGGAAAAUUUGGUGCAAAAACUUGAACUUAAAUCACUCGGACUUUGAUAGCGCAUAACGGAUGUGCUCCGGACGUUUCUGGACUUUUCUAGUGAUCACUUUAGUAGCUUCAGCCUUCUUAAGUGACCCCUAGAAUUGCCCAGAAACGUCCAAAACACGUCCACGUUACCAAUGUCCGAGCAUGAUCAAAUUAUUUUUUAUCUCUACCUGAUUCUUGAAAUUGAAAAAGCAAAGCUAAACAAUUUUUGAGAACGAAAAAAAGGUAAAAAGAGAAAGGAAGAUUACCAGUCGCGACGAGGCAAACGGCCGAGUGACCGGUUGCCGCGGCACAAGCCUGCCCCAUAGCCAUUCCGUUUUACCCAUUCUUUACACUCUCAAAUCUGCUGCUUCCAGAACGUUUCCAUUCAGAACGAUGACGUCAUGAUGUCCCUUCGGAAUCUUUUUUUGUUCUGCGUCAGCGUCGCCGUCGGCCACGGCCAACGGUUUUUCGGUGCGAUAACUGAUGUCAGUUUGUUCCUUCUGAAAACCUGAGAUCAAAAGAAGUUUCUUUGAAAUUCAAAGAGAUUUUGAGAAAAAAAAAUAAUAAGUGAUAUUUUUGUUAGCGGUGACGACUAAAUAGCAUCUUUUCAUUGCGACCCUUCGUAUUACGGUAAAUUAGAUAGGUUUUUGGGUUAUCAAAUGAAAAUUUGUGUGUUUUUUAAGACGUAACUUAUCUUGUUACUUCAAGAAAUGAGAUCUAAACAAAAAACAAAAAGGGAAAAAACUUAAAACAUUUUUGGCUUCGAAACACGCGGCGCGAUAUUGACCGGCCGCCGUAGAACUUUCUUAAACAUGCUUGAUUCCUCAAGUUUUUUUCAAACAUUUUAGAAUCUUCAUGACCUCGAAUCCAUUAUUUUUCUAAUUUUGACUAAUUUCGAAGGUGUCGCCAGAUUGUGACAGCGAAUUCGCUCGUUUGGCCACACAACUCGCCUCUUCAAAAGUCGAAGAUCGACGAGUCGUCGGCAAUAUUCAAGCCAUUCUUGCCUCAUGGUGAGAUAUUUCUCUCUUCCGUCAAUAAUUUCACUUCUAGUAAUAAAUCGCCGAUUCAAAAGCUCACCGAAGUGUCUGUUUACAUGCUCGACAAGGGCACCAUUUCGCCCAAAGUCAUGCAGCAAAUGAAGUUGGUCAAUUUGAUCUUUUUUGUAGCGUAGAUUUGAAUAAAUAAGCUAGAAAUCUUUUCGAAUGUUUGCCAAAGCUUGUUAAUUGAAAAAAUUAAAAUUUUUCUCGGCUCAUUUUCUUGCUAUUUGAAACCUUUUUCUGCUUUUUUGUGGCUUCAGAUAACUACCAGGUUUAGAACUUGGUGACAAAUGUAAUAAACUCGAAAAAAAGCAAAAUGACUUUCUGUUAGAAAAAUAUUCAAACUAAAAGAAGAAAUUUGUUUCAGAGAUGUCUACCAGGACCUCCAGAAAAAGAAAAUGACAUCUCUGCAGAAAUACGCAUCAGAAAUUCCUCAGGAACUGAGAGAAGUGGGAAUCUGACUUCUUCCUUUCAAAAAAAAAAAAAGAUUAAUGUUAUCUAUUUUGAGGCAGUGGAAGAACUAAAAACAAUUGCGACUUCGCCGGCCCUAAGUGGAAACGAACGAACUCAAAGACUAGAACAACUGUUUCAAAGUAGCUUUAUUUUUUUUUUGAAAUAUCAAUUCAAGACGAUUUCAGGUAUCCCACCUCAAUCUAAGCUUAUGAUCCAGGAAGUACUUCAAAUGGCCCAGAACACCGUUCCUCAGGAAAUCGCCACUUCCACAGUCAUCGAGGCUGCUCCCGCAGAAGUACCGGGGGCAAGUUUCAAAUUUCAAACAUAAAAAAUUGACGUUCAGAUCAAGAUAUCGAAAGUAGAACCUCCAGUUCCUGAGAAAGUUUUUGGACUUCCUGCGUCGUUUCCCAUUGAGAAAGAGCAGCUCUUGUUCUCAUCGGCACGAAAACAAGGCCUCGUUUUGCCAAUAGAAGGUUUGGAUCAAAUGAAACUAUGGAAAAAAAAGUAUAUUGGGUUCUCUCAGAAACGCAAACGAUUCCCCAACGAAACGUCCCUCCAGACAGCUUGCCGGUGGCCUCUUCAAGCCAAAACGCGAUGUUCCCCCAUUUAGCUCUAGGCUCGGUUCGAGUAGCUCUCAAACUGCUUUCUGAAACUGGAUUUUCAUAGGAAAUGACUCAGCAACUCACUCGGGACAUCGGCGGAAUCGUCCAUUCCAACGCCCAGAACGUAGAAAGUUUCUUCCAAAAGCUCGUGGUUCAACCAUCACGAAAUGUUCACCAAAUCCAAGCUCAAAACACGGAUCGUCCUCUCACAGUCGGCACAGUUGACCAUUCCGUAAGAGGACAUUCACAAAAGACUCAUACUAAAACAUAGUUGAAGAAAAACAACAUCGAGGACGCCAAUUUGCUCAAUCCGAGGAAGUCUUUGUGGACCGACGCCGCCGAGUUUCUCACCAAGUCAACAAAAGACUUGCCAUCAAAGGUAGGGCACGAAAAUUCUAGCUUUUUCAGAUCUUCCUCUUUCGUGAAAAAAGUAUUUUAUUUAUUUGGUGUCUUAAUGUUAAUCGAAAUCAAAGUCACAAAAAAUGUAAGCCGAAUAGAAAAAAUUUGAGCCUGAGAGAAUAUUUAUUCUCCUCAACUUCAGCUUAGCGAAUUGCUGCAGCAACAACAGAAGGCGAGGUCGUUCGCCCAGCCGGCUUUCGUUCCGAAUCAGCAGCCGACCAACACGUUUCCGCUCCCGGCGGAGGCCUACCAACACAUGCUCCGUGAGUCUGAUUGAGAUUUUCUCGACUCAGAAGCUCAGGAAACGGCGUCGAGAAGGGUGACGUCACACAGUGGCAGACGUUGAACGACGCUCCUCUUCUGCCGUCGAGACCGAUGACGUCAGGAAGAACGCUCGAUUCCUACGACACGCACGUCGGUCGCUUCGCCUCCACUGGACCAGCGAAUCGGUGAGGAUUUGAGCUUCACUUUUUCCUUUUUAAUCGGUUAUCUGACCUCUCUCAAUUUUAUGAACACUUUCUCGAAGAGAAAAGUUAUUUUGUUAGACCCUCGGGAGUUUCUCGCAAAACGAGAAGCUCAAAAUAGGUUUUGGUGUAGGUUAAAAGAGCAGGAUCGGCCUAAAUAAAACUGAACCUAAACCCAAAUGACGCGAAAAAAAGUCUGCGCCUCAAAAAGCAUUCACUAUUGAAAAUUUAUUUUGUUCUGCCUAUGAUGAAAGUCAUUCGCCUUUUUGAGUUUGUUUAUCUGAAGCUAUCCGAACUAUCUGGACUUUAGCUUCAAAACUCUGAUUUCUUGAGUCUUGAUAAUCAAUGGCAACGCAGUUCUACCUGAAGAAAGUUCCGAACUUUCAGCUACGUUCUUCCUUCAAACUUGGCAGAACUCCAACUUUCUCGAACUGCGCCCAAUCCUUCGGAUUUUCGACAAACGGCAGUCAUCCUGGGGUGAUAAGAUUGAGUCAGUUUCCUUCUAAAACACUGCUUCCAGAAACCAAGGCUCUGCUGAAAGAACCGUUCCAGGUCUUCUUCCACCACCACAGAUAAUCGGUCAGUCUCCGGCACGUUUCAAGGCAUCCACUUCUUUUUAGGAAACGGAGCAGCGCCGCCGACAGUUGCUCCGAUCGUCCCCGGCUACCCCACGUAUCCGCCGCCUCCUCAAGUCAUCGUUCCGACGGUGGUCAACGAAGGCGACAAACUUCCGGAGGAAAUAACUGGCACCUACAGACAGCAGAACCAACAGAUCAAUCAGCGUCUGCCCAAUGGACAGAUGCGAAAUGUCCAUAUCGAUCUUUGGAAUGAGCAUUGA